AUGGCCGAUUUUGGCCACACAACAAGAUCACUUUCACCAGUUGACUACAGUCACAGCGACUCGCGAGCGACGUCGCUUUUUUUCCCUGGAAAUCUAAAGGAGGAACAUUCGGAAAACAAAAAUAUUAAAAACGGUUCAUGCGAAGACUGUUUAGACGACUCGCCAAAAUCUAAGGUAAAUUCAACGCAGGGAAAUACACCUUUGGAGCAAACAAAACUUAAUUUCACGAGAGAUUCAGAGAACUCCAUGUUUCACGAUUUUGCAGCAUCGACCACGUUUUGGUCGCCAGCCACCGUAGAGGAUGUAUUUGUACAACCCGGCGCAAUUCCACAGCCAGUAAACGGCAUUCAUUUACCCUCCAACACUCCGGUUAUAACCCAGCCACGAAGAUUAAAUGGGCCGACGAAUAUGACGGCAACAAUGAACCAUCAGCCAAGAAGACCGAUUCCUCAUAACUCGGCGUUUAUAACGCAAAACAAAUCAAUGCCUACUAUAACAAGUUUAGGGGGAUGGAAUCAACAGACCCCGCCAUCCAUUUCAGGCUGGCCUUCACAACAACAAAACUCGUGGGGAAGUCGGCCUUCAAACCACACACUGAACGCCAUAAAUUUCCCACAUGGAAGAAAUUCUAGGCCUUCUUCGUUAACACUUCCAAGCUCUUCGCGAAUGCGAAAUCAUCAUCGUCUAAACCCUACGUUUCCUCCUGUUUCAAGAUCGACCAUCUCAACACAGAGCAUAACGCAGGGAUUACAAAGUUUGAGUCUGAAUCGGCAACCCGUGGACGGUACGAUUUUGGAUGAUAUCCCUAGCCUUGGAAAUUCACAUGGCCAAAACAACGAGCUUUCAAACUCCCUUUACUCGUAUCAGGAUUCAAUGAAAUUUCCAUCUUUGGAGACCCGUUUACUUGAUAUAAUUCGUUCUCCUUCGGAUCCUCCAGAUAACUUAAGCGCCUUCAAGUAUCAUCUGCAAAAGAAAGGAAUUUCUCACGCAGGAGAUCAAAUUGUACCAUCAAUAUGGUCUCUUAGUUGCUCUCCAACAUCGGAUUUGCCGGAUCAUAUCGAGCGUUACUCGAGGAAAGUAUUUGUUGGAGGACUGCCUCCAGACAUUGAUGAAGAUGAGAUUCACGCCAGUUUCUGUCGGUUUGGUAGUUUGACUGUAGAUUGGCCUCACAAAGCAGAGAGCAAGUCAUACUUUCCUCCCAAAGGUUAUGCAUUUCUGCUGUACCUGGAGGAGCAAUCGGUGCAGAAACUAAUCGACGCCUGCUUCCAGCAAGAUGACAAACUCUACCUGUGUGUGUCCAGUCCUACUAUUAAAGACAAACCCGUUCAGAUAAGACCUUGGAAUCUGAAUGAUUCAGAUUUUGUCAUGGACGGUUCACAUCCACUUGACCCAAGGAAAACAAUUUUUGUCGGUGGAGUGCCUCGCCCAUUGAGAGCAUUAGAGCUGGCCAUGAUAAUGGAUCGGCUGUAUGGAGGAGUCUGUUAUGCUGGGAUAGAUGUAGAUCCUGAACUGAAAUAUCCUAAGGGUGCUGGUCGAGUGGCCUUCUCCAAUCAACAAAGUUAUAUUGCCGCUAUCAGUGCCAGAUUUGUGCAGCUGCAACAUGGCGACAUAGAUAAAAGAGUUGAAGUCAAGCCAUAUGUUUUGGAUGAUCAGUUGUGUGACGAGUGUCAUGGCGCCCGGUGCGCAGGUAAAUUUGCACCAUUUUUUUGCGCAAAUGUCACGUGCCUGCAGUACUAUUGCGAACAGUGCUGGGCACUCAUACACUCCAGGCAAGGACGGGAAUUUCACAAGCCUCUGGUCAAGGAAGGCGCUGACCGACCAAGAACCGUUCCAUUUAGGUGGUAAAGAAAUAUAGUUAAUUCAAGUAAAUAUCAACUCGAUUCCAAGUUGAUAAGAAUUUCUUUAUCCAGUUAGAGAGCAAAUACCAUCUUGAAUUGGAUGAAAAAAUCUGCUUAAUCAAAUUGUUGUGAUUAGUAAACUCAGGUAUGCUUUGUCUUUCCUUUCUCUCUUACUUCUUCACUACUGUGUGGUCUAUGAUGUAAAUGUUAAUUGGAGUUGAGUUAGUGAGAGGAAAGUAUAUAAUAGAAUUGGUGUCAGGUAAUCGAGGUUGUCGUUUACGAAGGAAGCAUUUUGCUUGGUAGAAAUUCACUCCAAAACGCCGAGUGGACUCUCAGUUUAUGUGUUUAAAUUUCACAAUUAACUUCAAUUUGAAAGUGAAGAAUUUUUCAAGAAUAUUUCGGAAUGUGCGGGAGGUUUCCUUUUCCAUUUUAGUAGUUUAACACUUUUAUCGAGUACUAAAUUUUAAUUUUUUAACCGAAGAGAAAAUUGCAUACUUUGAACGAGUAGAGUUAUUUUAUUUAACGAGUUAUAACUACAUGAAAUUAAAAUAUUAUUGCUAAUAGAAUUGUAAAUACCAGCUGAAAAACAAAAUUAAAUUUCAGCGAAGAAAGAUAAGUUGUAAACUUACGCAAAGAUUAUGCCUUGGUGCGAAGAGGGAAUUUUUUUUCUGGAGUUUAAUUUUGUAGAAUGUUUAGUAAUGACUCAUGGGAGAAUUACCAUUGUUGAAAUAGUUUUAGAUAUGGGCAGGACUACUGUUAAAAACGAACAAACAAACAAAAAAAAAAAUACUUCUAAGUCAAAUAAAGAAGGGGCGGGGUGGGGAGGAUGGGGGGCAGUAUGCAAAUUCUUCACUGAGCCGGAGUGCAAAACCAAGACAUCACGACAAUCGGAUUGAAAUGGAUUAAAUAGCCUGUAUAUUUUUUGUUUCCGUUAUUUCAAAACAACACAAUUGUGAUGAGAAAUAAUGAUUGGUUUUUUAAACCGUACUAUCGAUGUUGGAUAAUGAAUAACACAGUGAUAAAUUGAAACGGAGAAAUCAUUCUACUUUGUUUCGAGAGGAUAAAGCUAUUAUCUUUUAUCUUUUGUUCAAAAGGGCAGAACUUUUUUAUAGAUUUUAUAUUUACUUCAAAUAAUAUAUGAAAUGAGUUUAAUUUUGGAAACAUUUAGUUUUAGAAGAUGAUAAAAUCAGUUUGAGAAAUAUCAAUUCAUACAAUUUAAGGGUUGCUUGUUCGCGUGGCAGAAAGUGACAAUCGUGUGCUGCUGGGAAAAAAAGAUACUGUUCUAAUUAGGCUUCAAACUUUAAAGCAUAUCAGAACACUUGCAAUUUGUACCAUUUUUACCAGUUACACCUGAGACCUGAUGACCCAAACUAUAUCAAUGUAAUUUCACACGCACAACAUGCUAAUUGGCUUUAGAUGUUACAUUCGUUACAAUUUUUGUUUUGUACAAAACAGAUUAUUUGCUCAAGAUUUUUAAAGGUUCUAUAAACGUACUUCUUCAAAAUUUGUCAAGAAGACUUUUUACAUUUAAAAUUUCGUAGCAAAGGGAUCAGUGACGACGUCACGAUUGAGUACAAUAAAUUGCUCUCACAAUGAUUUGCUAUUCAAGUAUUUUUGAAAUUGUCCAUCCUUUUGUAAUUUUAAUAGGCUUUAACUUGUAUGCACGUUUACCUCGUUCGGUGACUUGAAAACUAUCUGCCACGCAAACAUCAUCUCUGAAUUUGAUAAGUUACACCUUUUCACUUAUUCUAGCUCGUACAAAUGUAUAAUAAUAUUUUUUGCUUUAUUUAUGCAUGUUAUUCGCUAUCUCAGAGUGUAAGGUUUAUAAGUUAUUAGAACCUGUGUGGGCAUCAUCUACACGAGAAAAAAAGUGCCUGGUUAAGGACUUCCUCCAAAAAAGGUAACAAUUAAUGAAAAUUAAUGGUAGCACCACAGCUAGAUCUCACAAGAAGUGUAAUAUCCUAAUGUUUUUAGACUGUUCUUGAAGACUAUCAUUAAUUAAUCUUUUUUCAGUUUCAAUAAUUACACCAUACCACAUACGAAUCAAGACUGACUAGAUUGCUUUCCCUCCAACUAUCCCAAAACUAAUAUCUUUUUUAUGCCUUGAGGCAAUAUCUUUCGAGCUAACUAUUACCAUUUUCCACCAUGCAAGAAAUGUAUGAAAUAUUUAUAGAUCACUUCACUUAGAAAAUGCUACUUUAUUUCUACUUAAGAAAAAGGUAAGAUAUAUCUUUGGGAUAAAAUAUUAUAUUAAUGACGUUUGAAAAGAAAGCCUUGUGUAGAGUGGGUGCAUUAGUUUUCCUUUUACUUUACUUGUUCUUAAUUUGUUUCCCUCCCACAGACAACACACGGUCUGAGCAAGUAGCUUUAUUUAUACACUCAGUAAGACAUAACUGCAUUAAUUUUCACUAACAGUAAAUACUAGUAAAGAAUAACAAUGAUUAACUAUGCUAGGUCUGAGGGCGAGUUUGUGGGCUUUCAAAACUGAUUUAAGCACAAAAGCCUAAGCUUUGUUUUUCACAAAGGUUGUAGCCGGAGAAAAGAAAUUAAACGUAAUUUCCAUACGAUUAACAAGCUUAAGCAUACACGCUACGCUAGCUAUCCUUAAUAGUAUUGUAGACUACGCCAUACAUUUGAUAUUUUCUUAUCAUUUACGUGGUUGCACCCAACCAAAUUAAUUCGAAGAAACGUCUGUCUUAACCAAGAAAGUUUUCCCUAAAACGGGUCUGAAUCGAGGUGAAAACCAUGAAAUAAUUUGAAAUAAAAGUAUCCUCACCAUCAAAUAUAUAAUUACUGGUAGCGAAGCAACUAUUGUACCAUGAGAAACGGAAAUAAAACUAUGAAAUUACAAACGUAGGAACUGUAAAGUAGUUAGAAGAGGUUGAUGAAUAAAGAACAAUAAAAUUUAUCUUAAGUCAUAUCAAAGAAGGGAAGAAAAUGCCCGUUUUAGCCUAGUUAAUAGUGUAGAAAUCAAAGACCUAGUAGAAAUGAUGACUUUUAACGAGCAAGGCUUAGUAGGUAAAUGAAACGAAAAUGGUUGAUGAUAAAACCUUCAGUAACUAGACUUAAAUGGUUUUUAAAAACUAAUUUUCACAAAGAAAACGAGUAUUCUGUUGAGAAAAGAAUUCUUUAUUUUCAUAUGGUUUGCCAGUUUUCAUUGACCUGUCAUCUUUACAUUGAAGUUUAGAUUAGAGUAACGGAUUCCUUCAGAGGGAAAAGUAAACAAUUCUUUGGAAAAAGGCUGCAGGGAUUUUUUUUUCAUUUUUUACAACUAUUUUCUUAGUUUCAGUACAAGUAAGUUAAGCUGAUUUUGUUUUUAAAUUUUGCAUAUUUUACUAGCAUUUGGAAGUAAUUGUUUUAUGUACCAUGAAAUAGAAACAAUGCGACACAAAAUCCAAUUGACAUUAUUUAUCACUAGGACGCAAUUUUAAAAACCUCAUAUGAUGCAUGCCGGUUUUAUAACUGAUGCUAUUUUCAAAACGUAUUUUGACCUCUGCAUUAUAGAUCUUACAGGUUAAUGAUAAUUAUUUUAAGAUCUCUUUAAUUUUGUAUUCAAACAUUUGUAGUAUGUAUUUAAGAAUUCUUUGUUUCAGGUAUCUGUAAAUUCAUAAUUCUGCAACCGAGGUAUAAAGUAAAUUUUAUAAUUGAAUAUUUUGGUUAUAUAUGGUCAAUAGCGGAAUAGAAAAAGUGAUCUUGAUGAUUGGAGGUAGCCUGGAGUUUCCCCAGUAGCUACUUUUUUAGUAUUAAGGGCAUUUAUGUGUUACAAUGUAUGUAACGCCGUUUGCUUCAUCCAUUAAAGUUCAAAUAAAUUAACUCU
This is a messenger RNA of Pocillopora damicornis (cauliflower coral), 5655 nucleotides long. Its product is annotated as cytoplasmic polyadenylation element-binding protein 2. Gene Ontology annotation, biological process: negative regulation of cytoplasmic translation. NCBI's taxonomy places the organism in Eukaryota, Metazoa, Cnidaria, Anthozoa, Scleractinia, Pocilloporidae. Gene Ontology annotation, cellular component: cytoplasm; neuron projection; synapse. Gene Ontology annotation, molecular function: ribosome binding; translation factor activity, RNA binding; mRNA 3'-UTR binding. The record is from RefSeq and is a predicted model, not a curated record.